This is a messenger RNA of Cavenderia fasciculata, 564 nucleotides long. RefSeq lists its product as uncharacterized. Lineage: Eukaryota; Evosea; Eumycetozoa; Acytosteliales; Cavenderiaceae. The transcript is spliced from 3 exons. Bases 1 to 564 code for a protein of 187 amino acids. Gene Ontology annotation, biological process: cell-cell adhesion. The record is from RefSeq and is a predicted model, not a curated record. Gene Ontology annotation, molecular function: N-acetylgalactosamine binding; oligosaccharide binding; polysaccharide binding. Gene Ontology annotation, cellular component: cell surface; phagocytic vesicle; protein complex involved in cell adhesion.
AUGGUGGAUAAAAUUUCGAAUCAACAAUCUAUCAAAAAAGGAAAAGACCCAAAAAAUCUUUUUAUCAUUUUAUUCUUUUUAUCAAUCUCUGUAGUUGUGAUUUUAUGGCAAAUUAAUACUAUUAAGGUUAAAAUGGAUAAAGAGGUGCCCGUUCUUCCUUUGUUUGUUUACACUCAAAUUAACUCGGGUACAGUAACAUCAUCAGUUAAUGGAGUCUUAUCCAAAGGGGAGGAAGGCCGUCAGGAGUCAUUUAUCGUCCCUUUUGAUAAUCCAUACCCUGUUGGCAUUAUUCCAAAAGUUGUUGCACAACUCAAAACUUUAGAUAUAGAUAAUACUCGCGUUUCCCGUAUCAAUGUUGAAACUUCACACAUUUCAAAUUUGGGUUUCACGUUGACUUUUAAAACUUGGUCAAAUACGAUUGUUUACUUUGUUCAAGCAUCCUACAUUGCACAUGCAGAGCAAACUUUAGAUUUACCUGAUUUCUUUGUCGUUUCCUUUGCAUCACCUUUUUAUGAUGGUAUCGACUAUAGGGGUAAUCGUCGAAAGACUAUAGAAGGUCAUUGA